AUGUUCGCCAAAGUGUUCGUAUUCGUCGCCAUUGCCGUGGCCUGUGCCGCUGGUAAGCCACUGACCGCUGCCGUCGUAGCUGCUCCUGCCGUCGUGACAGCCCAGAGCUCGCAGGUUUUCGCCCGGAACUACAACGGAGUUGCCGCAGCUUACACCGCGCCGGCUGUCGUGUCCGCUGCCUAUACUGCUCCAGUUGCUGCGGCCUAUACUGCUCCAGUUGCUGCUGCCUACACCGCCCCAGUUGCUGCUGCCUAUACUGCUCCUUUUGCUGCUGCCUACACCGCUCCCUUCGGGGCAGCUUACACCGCCUCGCCGUACGCUUCGUACUACCCGUAUGUGUUGUAA
Molecule: messenger RNA, 345 nt
Organism: Anopheles nili
Lineage: Eukaryota; Metazoa; Arthropoda; Insecta; Diptera; Culicidae
Product: vitelline membrane protein Vm26Ab-like
Exons: 1
Coding region: 1-345 (114 amino acids)
Source: RefSeq, a predicted model, not a curated record